AUGACGUCGAAGGUCACGCUGUUCAUCAACCAGCUGCCGUACUCUGCCACUCGAGAGGACGUGGCCGCUCACUUCGCACAGGCCGCCGGCACAACCGCAGCUGCGUUGCUGCCGUCGUGCCGGCUCGUGCUCAAGGACGGCGCCUUCAAAGGCACUGCAUUCGUCGACGUCACGGACUUUGAGAGCUGCGACCGCGGCCUCGCCCUGCACCAGAGCCAGUUCAAGGCGUCUUCGGACGGGAGCAGUCGCCGCAUCAACGUGCGCGAGGCGGUCUCCAAGACGCGGCUCGAGCAGAUCGCGGAGCGCUCUAAGUUUUCCCGCAAUCAGGUCCUUCGGAAGGCGUACACGGGCAAGACGAAGGCGGGUCCAUUGCCCGCUCGUCCGAAUGCCUCGGACAAUGAGAGCGAGGAGGGGAGCGUCGACGAGGACGAGGGCGAGGAGGACGAGGACGAGGAGGGCGAGAGCGGGGACGCGCGUGCGAUGCAGGGCCCGCUGGGCAAGGACCGCAAGGGAAAGGAGGUCGUGGGCGAGGUGGAUCCUCAGCGCAAGCGAAAGGUGAUCGAGGAGGCGUACCUGAAGCAGCGGCGCGAGCUCAUGGACAUGGCGGUGACGUGCCACGAGUGCGCCAAGCCCUUCACGUUCACCGUCAUCGAGCAGGAGUUCUUCCUCGAGCGAGGCUGGAAGAUCCCGCGCACGCGCUGCAAGGCCUGCUCCGAUGCCAAGAAGGCCAAGCAUGCUGCCAAGGGCGGCAAGGGCGGCAAGGGCGGCGGCGGCGGCGGCGGCGCGCUCGAGGCGCAUGCGCCGGAUCGGACGGUGGGCGGCCGCGGUAAGGGCGGCGGCAGGGGCGGCGGCAGGGGCGGCGGCAAGGGCGGCGGCAAGGGCGGCGGCAAGGGCGGCGGCAAGGGCGGCGGCAGGGGGGGCAAGGGUGGCGGCGGCAAGGGUGGCGGCGGCAAGGGACCCAGCGAUCAGCGCCCGGUGGCGGCGAAGGUGGAGGCCAAGCAGGAGGCCAAGCCGCUUGGCAAGCGUUGGUUGGCCGAGGUGGGUCAUAGCGGCAAGCGCCAGCGGAAAUUCUAUUAA
Molecule: messenger RNA, 1077 nt
Organism: Emiliania huxleyi CCMP1516
Lineage: Eukaryota; Haptophyta; Isochrysidales; Noelaerhabdaceae
Exons: 1
Coding region: 1-1077 (358 amino acids)
Molecular function (GO): RNA binding
Source: RefSeq, a predicted model, not a curated record